CUGUACAAGGAGGCCAUGAUGGAGGAGCACCAGCCUCUUAUAUCACAGGAAAAUUCCAAUAAGAAUUCUGAGGGAAACCUCAUGUUAUCACAAAAUUAUAAAGCAGAAGAUGAAGAUAUCAUGCAGUGCUCUUCAGGAGAAAAUGUACAUCCAGGACUUCUCAGUACAGAUCUAUCAAGUAAUCUCCCUAAUCAUAAAGGACCUUCUCCUGACCAAUCAUGGACUGUUACAAGUGCAGGUCAGAAAGGGGGUAAAAGGUUUCACUGUGAUAAAGCGUUCACAAAGAGAUCAAGACUUUCUACACACAGAAAAUGUCACACAGGGAAAAAACCGCACUCCUGUUCAGAAUGUGGGAAGUGCUUUACAAAUAAACAAUAUUUUGUUAAACAUAAGAAACUUCACACAGGAGAGAAACCUCAUACAUGUCCAGAAUGUGGAAAAUGUUUUACAGAAAAACAAUGUCUUGUUAGACAUGUGAGAAUUCACACAGGAGAGAAGCCAUAUUUAUGUUCAGAAUGUGGGAAAUGUUUUACAGAAAAACAAUAUCUUGUUAGACAUGUGAGAAUUCACACAGGAGAGAAGCCAUAUUCAUGUUCAGAAUGUGGGAAAUGUUUUACAAUGAAAUCACACCUUGUUAGACAUGAGAGAAUUCACACAGGAGAGAAGCCGUAUUCAUGUUCAAAAUGUGGGAAAUGUUUUAUAGAUAAAUCAAUUCUUGUUUGCCAUGAGAGAAGUCACAUAGAGGAGAAGCCUUAUUCAUGUUCAGAAUGUGGGAAAUGUUUUAUAAAAAGAACACAACUCGUUACACAUCAGAUAAUUCACACAGGAGAGAGGGCGUAUUCAUGUUCAGAAUGUGGGAAAUGUUUUUUUAGAAAAUCAAGUCUUGUUAAACAUGAGAAACUUCACACAGGAGGUAUACUAUAUUCAUGUUCAGAAUGUGGGAAAUGUUUUACAGAUAAAUCAAAUCUUGUUUUGCAUGAAAGAGUUCACACAGGAGUGAAGCCAUAUUCAUGUUUAGAAUGUGGUAAAUGUUUUACACGGAAAUCACACCUAGAAAGACAUGAAAGAAGUCAUAGAGGAGAGAAGCCAUUUUUAUGUUUAGAAUGUGGGAAACGUUUUACACAAAAGCCAAGUCUUGUUGCACAUCAGAGAAGUCACACACGAGAAAAGUAGAGAAGAGCAAAUUACUUGAAAUAUGUUUUAAUUAGGGUACAAAUAAAUUCAACCCAAAUUGAAAGUGCUAAUAUUGAGCGUUCACAAAGACAUGAUUAAACGUUUCACCGUGCGCAUUCGCCAGAAUGGUGGACACAUCGCACACGUCAUGUAAAGACUUUUUAGGAAACCUUGAACCCACUUAUAUAUAGAUAUAUAUCACAAACUGAAAAUUCCAGUGUUUUUUUUAGUAAAUCUAGCCAUUGUUGACAUAGCACAUGACCUCCUUCCGACUGGAAAAGCCUGAGCUGAAUUCAAUAUGGUGGUCGAAGAUCAAAUAACGCAGCCUCUCUACCAAUUAAUACUUUCACAGAUUGGAAGUAAAUUUUCUAUAAAUUGCACCAUUGAAAACUUUGUGAC
Molecule: messenger RNA, 1572 nt
Organism: Bufo gargarizans (Asiatic toad)
Lineage: Eukaryota; Metazoa; Chordata; Amphibia; Anura; Bufonidae
Product: zinc finger protein 501-like
Exons: 2
Coding region: 16-1173 (385 amino acids)
Biological process (GO): regulation of transcription by RNA polymerase II
Cellular component (GO): nucleus
Molecular function (GO): RNA polymerase II cis-regulatory region sequence-specific DNA binding; DNA-binding transcription activator activity, RNA polymerase II-specific
Source: RefSeq, a predicted model, not a curated record